Sinocyclocheilus rhinocerous is the source of this 848-nucleotide messenger RNA. RefSeq lists its product as uncharacterized. Bases 117 to 848 code for a protein of 243 amino acids. The transcript is spliced from 3 exons. NCBI's taxonomy places the organism in Eukaryota, Metazoa, Chordata, Actinopteri, Cypriniformes, Cyprinidae. The record is from RefSeq and is a predicted model, not a curated record.
ACUAAAAUAAAUAUACUUUCUCUUUCACUUUCAUCAUUCAUCACAUGGAACAAAAAACAGCAUAGUCAGUCACAAUCAAGACUCAUAUCAUACAAGUAAUUUUGGGAAAGUCCACCAUGUUUCUAAGCGGACUCCUGCUGCUCUUUCUGCUUCCUGAUUGGACAGAAGGCAUUGAAGGUGACACUGUGGACAUCAAUACUCUCGCGCGUAUUAUUGAUUUCUUCGAGCAAAACUUUAAAAGAGUUGAUAAAGAUGGACAUCCCCGUCAGUACGCUGUAGCCAUCAACGUGCCAAAGCAUCAGUGUCAACAGAACUUCAAUCUUGCACAGAACAACUUUCUGACUCAAGAGAAUGCCAUGAAUGUGAAAAAUGCUAUUACUGAUGAAACAAUCGCACUUUACCAAGGUGCAGAACUCAUCGCUGCAGGAACUAGAAAAAAGAAGGGAUACUAUAUGCAUUCAGAGUCUCUGCUGCUGAAUCCAGCUGCCAACUCACCCAUGACCAAACUUUUGAAUAAAAGAAAAGACGGCUGCUCUGUUUUCUUCACAUUUGAAUCUCCCUGCGUCAAUACGUGUCUGGAUGAGACAGGCAAACACAGCAUUUUAAAGGCCCUGGAGAACUGGAAAGAACACAGUGGAAUUAAAGCUUUUGUCUUCAAGAGUUUCUGGAAGUUUGACACUGAAAAAGAUCCUCAAACCAAAUAUAAGCAGAUUGUGGCUCAUGUUCCUCUCUACCGCUGUGUGAGUGAGAAUCAGAGUGAGAGUGAGUGUUAUGCUUGUAAAGGGGAAGGAAACACUCCCAUCGACGCAAAGUGUCUGCCUCCAAAAAAGAUCAAAGAUGAAUUAUAA